Messenger RNA from Synchiropus splendidus (mandarinfish), 1230 nucleotides. It is a transcript of the gene ndufaf4, whose product is annotated as NADH:ubiquinone oxidoreductase complex assembly factor 4. Gene Ontology annotation, cellular component: mitochondrion. Gene Ontology annotation, biological process: mitochondrial respiratory chain complex I assembly. The transcript has 3 exons. Lineage: Eukaryota; Metazoa; Chordata; Actinopteri; Syngnathiformes; Callionymidae. The record is from RefSeq and is a predicted model, not a curated record. Bases 38 to 601 code for a protein of 187 amino acids.
ACCUCUACGUUCAACUUCCGGCGACUUCCACCGGUGUAUGUGGGUAAACAUGGGUGCGCGGGUCACACGUAUCAUCCGAAACUUCAACCUAGAAAACAGAGCUCACCGAGAAAUCGCCCGAGAGAAACAGCGACCUGCACCCCGACAUCCAAACAGCACUCCCCGGUUCUCUGUUGCUGCUGGAGAUGAACAAGAUCCAUCCUGCAAUGUAUACCAGAAGAACGAUACCCUUCUAGCACAUCUUAAGUCCGUGUAUGUGGAGUCCACCAAUACAGCGGAGAUUCCAAGAGAACACAGCCAAGUGGGGGAAGCAGACCAUCGUCCUCAACAAUUCAGCCUGCCCUCAGAUUGUGUGGCUCUACAGAAGGACUUAAAUGCUGUCCUUGGUGUAACAGAAGUGCCGCGAGGCAAGCUAACUAUCACAGAGGCGCUGAAGGCUUUAAGCAGUCACCAGCAACAGCCACAAACAUGGACGCCAGAGAAAGUGGCUCAGGAAUAUUCUCUGGAUCUAAAGGAAGCAAAAGCUGCUCUGGAGUUCUUUGUCCCUUUCCAGGUGAAGAUCAUUUCUGCUAAGACUGAUAAGUUAAAACAUUUAAAGUAAUCUGUUUUAGCCUGAUGUCGGGCCCUCUAUCACUCUCACACCUGAAGCUUUCCUACCCUUCACUUUGUUCAUAUCUGGAGAUCACAGCUGUCUUGUUUUAAAAGAUAAAUCUUUGUCAAUAAAAUGAUGGCCAUGAUAACAGUCUUGAAAACGAGCCAUAGUUGGUGGCCUAUUUAAACAUUGUCUUUGCUGUCUUUUUUUCGCUGCUGUCAUCAACCCAAGUUUAAAAUAAUUGUGAGUACUGAAGAUACAUAUCUGAACAGUUGUGUUCCUUUCUUUCGCUCUUGGACAUAAGCACCCUACCUAGUAAGUGUCCACCUGAGGAUCACCAGGUGACCCUUCUGUUAAAAACCUGUGAUUCAUCACCCUCCAGUCAAUUAAUUACAACAUUAUUACAAUGAAUUAAUUGCAACAAAAACUUAGUUUAACAGUUUGCUCUUCAGACAACACAGAACCUUUGUAAGUGCACAAGAUCCUGAUCACACACAUAAGAAGGAUGUUUUUUUCUACACAGUGACCAGGGUUUCCAGUGCUCUGAAUGUAUUACAAAUUCUUAUAAAAUUGAAAUUCUCGUACAAAUAUUUUCAAGCCAUUAAAAGAGCUUUAGUUUAAAUAAUGUGGUAUAAAAA